Messenger RNA from Thlaspi arvense, 1266 nucleotides. Lineage: Eukaryota; Viridiplantae; Streptophyta; Magnoliopsida; Brassicales; Brassicaceae. The record is from the annotation of a GenBank genome assembly.
AAUUAAUUGAUAAAGUAUCAUUAAAAAUCAUGAAAAUCUUACAAAAAAUUAUGUAUACACAUGUUUUUACGAUAGUAAUGGCAAUAUGGUUCGUGCCCAUGAUUUACGGUCAUGGAGCCGACGAACCGGUGAUUGAUCUUGUAUCGGACGCACCAACUGAUGAUGUCGCCGAGUCACCUGGAACAGACGGAAUCGACAGUACUUGGUCUGACGCACACGCCACAUUUUAUGGUGACAUCCAUGGUGGAGGCACUCAACAGGGAGCUUGUGGAUAUGGUGAUCUAUUUAGACAAGGCUAUGGUCUAGCCACAGCCGCAUUAAGCACGGCACUCUUCAACAACGGGUACACGUGUGGGGCUUGUUACCAGAUCAUGUGCGUGAAUGAUCCACAAUGGUGUUUGCCCGGAUCCAUCAAGAUCACAGCUACAAACUUCUGUCCACCUAAUUACACCAAGACACAAGACGUUUGGUGCAACCCACCACAGAAACAUUUCGAUCUCUCCCAACCAAUGUUCCUCAAGAUCGCACAAUACAAAGCAGGGGUUGUCCCGGUUAAAUACAGACGUGUUCCAUGCGCGAAAACCGGUGGUGUCAAGUUCGAAACUAAAGGAAACCCUUAUUUCUUGAUGGUCUUGCCGUACAAUGUAGGAGGAGCCGGAGAUAUUAAGGCCAUGCAGGUUAAAGGAAGCCGAACCGGAUGGAUAACCAUGAUAAAGAAUUGGGGACAGAACUGGACCACCAAUGUUGUGUUGACCGGACAAGGUUUAUCAUUCAGGGUUACGACGAGUGACGGGGUUACUAAGGAUUUUAUGAACGUGGCACCACAUAAUUGGGGAUUUGGUCAGACUUUUAAUGGAGGGAUUAACUUUUAGGAAAAUAAUCUGAGUUUUGUUAGCUAAAUUUCUUACAACAAAAAGACUUAACAUAUGUAUCGAGUUCAAAAGUUAUAAUGAGAAAAGAAAUAUUUAAAAGUAAAUGAGGCUUUAUUAUGCUACCUAAUUUGAAAUCAUGCUUUUGAUUUUAACUUCAAACUAAAGAUUUAACCAGAGCUUUAUGAGUUUUGAGGACCAAGAACCAUUAUUUCGACAUGACAUUUCCGGUUUAGGUUUGGUUCAAAUUAUUCCGUUUUCUCGUAUGUACGGUUUUCUUUUUAUACGCACAUUUGACGGCACUAGAUUACAAACCUCUCUACAAAUACCGGUCUGGCGGUCUCCCACAUCCGGUUAAAAGAGCUUCAAAUACCGGUCUAAGACUUCCGGUUAAAAG